AUGAUCAUGAACGACGACUCGCUGUUCUCUCUCUACGACGACAUUCGCUAUUUGAAUCCGGAGGAGGACGAGAACGGCUUCGAAGAGGAGGGCAUGGAGGAAUCCAUGGAGGACGAGAGCUUCGACCACGCCGCGGACCGCGUGGCGGACGACGCGAGCAGCACGGAGAAGGGCGAUUUGAAGGACGAGGACGACAUUAUUGAGGGCGAUAUCGUGGUUGUGACGCCGCCUUCCAACGAGGGAUUUUUGUUCAUGAAGAGCAAGCGCGCGUACCGCCCGGUGACCGUGCAUUACCCGCGUUCGCUCUCGCUGAAGUCGCUGCCCGAGCCCAACGCGCACAAGGAGAAGGAGCGUCGCGCGGUGGUGGUGAAAGUGAUCGGGACGGAGCGCGUAGCGUCGAUAUCUGGACAAGGACGAGAGCGAGGAUCGCCAGCACUCGCUUCGUCUCGCGCGCCACUCCAUCGAUCUCGGCGAGAAGCUCCAUCUCGGCGGGUCGGAGCUGGACGGGAAGAAGCGCGGGAAGUACCAGUCGCUGGCGCGCAGCCUACACGCGUGUCAGCGAAGCCAAGUCCACAAGUGGGUCGACGAGGACGACCAGAAAUUCUUGCUGAUGAAGUGCGUCAACGACGUAGGAAGCAGGGCGCUGGACUGACCCCAAGGUUCUCAACGAGCGAAACGAGAAAUACGAGAAGCGAUCGAACAAGUCGGACGCCAAAUCGGACGCCAAAUCGGACGCCAAAUCGGACGCCAAAUCGGACGCCAAAUCGGACGCCAAAUCGGACGCCAAAUCGGACGCCAAAUCGGACGCCAAAUCGGACGCCAAAUCGGACGCCAAAUCGGACGCAGGAUCUUCCGAGAACGCUCCGUAGCCUCUUGCUCCCUUUCCUUUUAAUCCGCAGCAAUCCGCUGUUCAUCGUCUUCGAGGACGCGCCUGCGAUCAUUCGCCGUCGCAACGCGAACAUCCUGCAGCUGCUGAACAUCCACGAGAAGGUGUUCCACUUCCCGAUCUUCGUCAUCCUCACGGAGAAGUCGCGCGCGCGCCAGCAGCCGGUGCACAACGACAUGAUGAUGAUCGGCGGGCUGAACAUGAACGUGAUCAUGGGCGGCACGUUCCACCCGCGCACCGACAACCGAUCGCACAUCGAGCAGUACUUCGACAACGUGAUGGAGAAGAGCUUCGUGCUGCCCUACCCGGGCGGAAAAAUCACGGUGCCGAGCGACAUUAUGGUGAUCGACGUGCCGGUGCCGCAGGACACCAAGUUCAAAUACUCGUACGAGAAGCGCGUGGAGGAGGACGAGAAGCUCGCCAUGCGCAACAAGCACAUCAAGGAGCUCGAGUUCUUCUUGCGCGCACAUCACUUGUACUGCCCCGAGACGCGGAGCGUGCGCUACCUCGAUCUGAAACGCAUCAAAUACUGGCUGCCGAUCAUCCGCAUGGCGUACUCGCUGCAAGUCUCCGCGGGAAUGACCUAUCUGAAGGAGCAGGAUAUCUACGACGUGUACAACAAGAGCAAGGACACGAUCACGCGCACCGGCAAGCCCGUGUACGUGAGUGAGAACGCGGGCGACACGCUGUACGGCGUGGUGAGUCGCAAAUGCAUCGAGUUGGCGCUCAAAGUCGCGUACAACACGCAGAAAGAGGCGCAGCCCGACACUUCGCAGGAGAUCCGGUGCAAGAACGAGAGCGAGCGCCGACUGAUCCACAACGGCUCGUUCAUCUCCCCGAACAACAUCACGGUGGGCUUCGACGACGUGGGAUCCCUCGAGAACGUCAAAGCCAAACUCCGCGAAGCGAUCAUUCUCCCGCUUCGUCGCCCCGAGAUCUUCGCGCAGUCGUCUCUCCUCAAGAGCUGCAAGGGAUUGCUGCUCUUCGGACCGCCGGGCACCGGCAAGACGAUGCUGGCGAAGGCGCUGGCGCGCGAGAGCGGCGCCAACUUCCUCAGCAUCGCCACCUCCACGAUCUUCAACAAAUACGUGGGCGAUUCCGAGCAGAACACGCGUGCCAUCUUCACGCUGGCGGCGCGGCUGUCGCCCUGCGUGAUCUUCAUCGACGAGAUCGACUCGCUGCUGAGCUCGCGGCAGUCGUCCGACAGCAGCGAGGAGUACACGCGGAAGGUCAAGAACGAGUUCAUGGCCAGCUGGGACGGGCUCAUGACCGACGAGAACCUCCGCGUGGUGGUGAUUGGCUGCACGAAUCGGCCGUUCGACCUGGACGACGCGGUGCUGCGGCGCUUCUCGCGGAAAUUGCUGGUGGAUUUGCCGGAUGCGGAGCAGAGAGAGAAGAUUCUGAAGGUAAUCCUGCGCAAGGAGAAGCUCAGCGACGACGUGGACUUGAAGGCCAUCGCGAGCGACUCCAUGACCAAGGGAUUCUCCGGAAGCGACUUGUAUAAUCUCUGCCAGACCGCCGCGUACAUGCCGAUUCGCGAGAUCGUGGCCAGCGAGGAAAAGGACCCUGCGGUGAACCAGAAGCCGAAGAUGGAUAGCAUGGGCCUGCUUUCGCUGGAGGACGACGACAGCGACGCCAUGGAGGUCGAGGAGAAGAAGGAGGUGACCGUGCGGCCGCUGCAGAUGAAGGACUUCGAGAAGGCGUCGAAGGAAAUCACGUUUAGCUUCGAGGAAAGCAACACGGUGAUUCGAGCCAUUCGGGAGUGGAACGAAAAGUACGGAGACAGCGGAUCGAGAAAGUCAGACGACCUGUCGUAUUACAUUUAAGGGAUCG
Blastocystis hominis is the source of this 2719-nucleotide messenger RNA. RefSeq lists its product as hypothetical. The transcript is spliced from 5 exons. The record is from RefSeq and is a predicted model, not a curated record. Gene Ontology annotation, cellular component: mitochondrial outer membrane. NCBI's taxonomy places the organism in Eukaryota, Bigyra, Opalinata, Blastocystidae. Gene Ontology annotation, molecular function: ATP binding; ATP hydrolysis activity. Bases 1 to 2712 code for a protein of 903 amino acids.